This is a messenger RNA of Orbicella faveolata, 1948 nucleotides long. Its product is annotated as mitochondrial ubiquitin ligase activator of NFKB 1-like. The record is from RefSeq and is a predicted model, not a curated record. Gene Ontology annotation, biological process: protein ubiquitination; organelle organization. NCBI's taxonomy places the organism in Eukaryota, Metazoa, Cnidaria, Anthozoa, Scleractinia, Merulinidae. Gene Ontology annotation, molecular function: ubiquitin-protein transferase activity.
UCUGAGUGCAAAAAGGUUCCACUGAGAUUGAUGUAUCAUAAAGGGAGCAACAAAAAAAAACAUAAAUACAAAAUAAUUAAAUAGAUCUAAGAUUAAAGAAUAUUUUGCCACUUUGAAAUUCUAAUACUUAGUUAGAAAGGAAAAAGAAAAUAAAAGGAUAGGAAAAAAAAAGAAGUACCCAUUGCUCCCGGGGGGGCUCGAACCCCCGACCUUCGCAUUACUUAAGCACCCUCGGCGUAUUACGCCUACACUGCUUAUAAGUACGACGCGCUAACCGACUGUGCUACGGGAGCUUGGGUUACGAGACAGUGGAGUUUUUAAAUAAUUAUACAAAGAACCAUAUAGUUUUGCCAUUAACUUUGCGUAGACCUGGUGACAAGUGUGGACGGCAAUGGACUGUAUGAGAUCGAAAUAUUGAAGCCACAGUUUAGGUUUUAUUAUCUGGUUCCAAAAUGUCGGAUUACUUUUAUUGUCUAUGUACCGGUCUGGGAAGUGCUGCCGUGUCAGCCAUUUUCUACGCGGUAUACAAGAAAAGAGAAACAGCCAUACGAAGUCUGAAGGAUGUAACAGAAACUGAAAUUGGACCAAAGCUGAUGUCCACUUUGAUGGCAUGUGAGAACCGUUCAAUACCUUAUGGUGUCAUUAGAGGAGAGGCCAGGCCUUUAAAAAAUAGUGAAGUGAUUAGGAGUCCUUAUGUAUCAGAUGUCACUGGAGUUAUACAGCAGAUAAAGACACGGGAACAUAAAAGUGAAUGGAGUCGAACAACAAGGCUGUGGCAUGACUUAGAGCGAACAAUAAGCUCUGCUUGUACUACAGUUCCAUUCUCCCUGUAUAAUAAUGGUGUCCUUGUUAAAGUGAUGGAUCCCCUGUCUGCAGAAGACCUUCAACUUAAAGUGAUACAUGACAAGUUUGAGCCUGUAUCCAGCUCUGUGGCCGAGUCCCUAGUUCAGUGGGCCAGUGGUGACAAAACCAAAGGAUUCCAGACAAUUGAACGGAUGCUGCCUGUUGGUACAACGCUGACUGGUAUUGGAGAAAUCACCUUGACUGAUGAUGGUAUUAAGAUAGGUCCACCCAAAUCUGGCCUUACUUAUUAUCUGUCCCAACUCACUUUAGAUGCUAUUAUAAGACAACUGCAGUCAGGGAAGAGAGUCUGGAAAAUCCUGAGUGCUAUCUUUGCAUUUGGAAGCGGAAUUCUAUUCCUUGUCUCACUGUAUUUCUAUUUCAAGAGACGACGUGAAAUGCAGCAGGAACUGGAAUUCAUAAGGAGAAUGCGAACAGAGGUGAACGUUCUGGAUGAAGGAGAAGUCUUGGAUCAACAGGAAGCAUGUGUCAUUUGUAUGGACAGACAACGUAAUGUUGUUAUUUUAGAGUGUGGACAUUUCUGUUGUUGUGUAGAGUGUGCUCACAGAGUAAACAACUGCCCAGUAUGUCGGCGUUCAAUUGCCCGACUUGUCCCUACUUUCACAUCUUAGUUAAAAUUUAGGGAGAACAGAUAGAAUACAAUAAUUAAUUGAUCUUGUAAGUUAUGUUCUACUAAUAUGCGCUUGGAGGUUUUGAGAAUUUGAAGUUCUUUGAUUUGGCUAUUCUUCUUUGAGGCAUGCACUGAAGAAGAAUUGCCACAGUAAACUCUAGCACCUAUCGUUGUUUUUAUUGAAUUCUCAGCAUUGAUAAACUUUUAACAUUAAUAGCUUUGAUGUAACACUAAUUUCUCUACUAAAGUAAUACUUAUAGACACACAUGUAGUUAAGUAGGAAAAAUUUAUAAAAUUUUUGUUCCAUGGUUACUGUAAAGAUAGCAAAAGUUUAGUACACAAUUUAUUUUGUAGCCUGCAAUGCAUGCAUAUUUUAGGUGUAUGAGUGUACAAUUUUAUAUUUGGCUGCCUUCUUGGAUUUGGUAACUGUUGAGGGUUCAAGGGCAAGGGAAAACUUGCCGAGUGAGUGGGCAUGAA